Lithohypha guttulata is the source of this 348-nucleotide messenger RNA. RefSeq lists its product as uncharacterized. The transcript has a single exon. Bases 1 to 348 code for a protein of 115 amino acids. The record is from RefSeq and is a predicted model, not a curated record. NCBI's taxonomy places the organism in Eukaryota, Fungi, Ascomycota, Eurotiomycetes, Chaetothyriales, Trichomeriaceae.
AUGCGAGGUGCCACUCUUCGCAUAGAGCUGUUUCCGAAGUCACUCCCUUCUGCCAUUGGUUUCUAUACUCGCGUGCUUGGUUUUCAGGUUCUCCGCCACGAACCAAACAAGGACGACCCGACUUCUACGACAGGAUAUGCUCACCUUGGUCUCGACACGAUUCAGCUCGGCCUCAGCACGAAACGAUCAGACGAGUAUCCUGACGCCGCGCGAAAACCAGAAAACAGAGCACAGUUCAGAGCGUGGCCCACCGGUGUGGAAAUUGUGAUUGAGGUCAGUGACUUGCAAGCCGAGCACGAUCGAGUCAAGAGGGCAGGCUGGCCACUAGAUAGUGCGCUGAAACUGUAA